CUCCAGCCGGAGGAGAUGAGAAAGGAGCCAGAUAAUACCUCUUUUUCCAGCCCAAGUUAGACGAGAGGCCAGCACUUACUUUACUAUUGCCCACAAAUGGCGUGGGCGCCAGAGCAGAAGAUGAUAGAACCUACUUUGAGAGAUCUGCGAGAUCGCCAGGAAAGACAUGAAGGCCAAGGCCAAAGCGGCUAUAGAAACUCUUGUUAAGAAACAAGAAAGAACCUACAGUUCAGAAUGCAGUGUUGAUAGUCAUGCCUCUCAAGCUUUUGCCGAGAGAGGCUGGAGCAGAAAUAACACCACCAGAGCCACUCAGCCCAAAGAUGACACCACCAAAGCAACCCAGCCCAGAGACUAUGCGGCCAUCGUGGCCCAGCCCGGAGAUAACAAUGCCGUCAGAAGGGCCCAGCCAGGAGACGACGUGGCCAGAGAGGCCCAGGCUGAAGACGACAACACCACCAGAGGGGCCCAGCCCAGAGAAACUGCCUCCAGAGCUUCCCAGCCCAGAGACAAGGAUGCGGACAGAGACCACGCAGCCAGAGAGGCUCAGGCCAAAGACCCCAGAAUGGCCCAGCCUAGAGACUAUGCGGCCAUCGUGGCCCAGCCCGGAGAUAACAAUGCCGUCAGAAGGGCCCAGCCAGGAGACGACGUGGCCAGAGAGGCCCAGGCUGAAGACGACAACACCACCAGAGGGGCCCAGCCCAGAGAAACUGCCUCCAGAGCUUCCCAGCCCAGAGACAAGGAUGCGGACAGAGACCACGCAGCCAGAGAGGCUCAGGCCAAAGACACCAGAAUGGCCCAGCCUAGAGACUAUGCGGCCAUAGUGGCCCAGCCCAGAGAUGACAAGCCCAGAGCCGCCCAGCCAAAAGAUGUCACUGCUAGAGCAGCUCAGCCACGGAUAGACUGGGAUCAAGUAAAAGCUGGAGUGGUAGAGUGGAAGAAAAGAAAAUGGGCAGAUUUACCACCAAUUAAGAAAAACGUAUACAUAGAAUCCCAAGCAACACACUCAUUGUCUGAAGCCCAAGUGGAAAUUUGGAGAAAGGAAAAUUUCAACAUAACGUGUGAUGACUUGACAGAGGGUGAGAAACGUCCCAUACCCAAGCCCACCUGUACAUUCGAAGAUGCUUUCCAACAAUAUCCUGAGAUUAUGCAAAGCAUUAGGAGAGCUGGUUUUCAAAAGCCAACGCCAAUUCAGUCUCAGGCAUGGCCAGUAAUUCUACAAGGAAUAGAUCUUAUAGGGAUUGCGCAAACUGGAACAGGCAAAACACUAUCCUAUUUAAUGCCUGGGUUUAUACAUAUACAUUCUCAACCAGUAUCCAGAAAGCAAAGGAAUGGACCUGGCAUGCUAGUCCUUACACCCACUAGAGAAUUAGCUCUGCAAGUAGAAGCUGAAUGCUCUAAGUACUUAUAUAAAGGUCUUAAAAGUGUUUGUAUAUAUGGUGGUGGAAACAGAAAAGGACAAAUACAAGAUGUUACCGAAGGUGUAGACAUCAUUAUUGCAACACCUGGAAGACUGAAUGAUCUACAAAUGAAUAAUUUUGUCAACCUAAGAAGCAUAACCUACUUGGUCUUGGAUGAGGCAGAUAAAAUGCUGGAUCUGGGGUUUGAACACCAAAUAAUGAAGAUCUUAUUAGAUGUGCGCCCAGAUAGACAGACUGUUAUGACAAGCGCAUCUUGGCCAGACUCUACCCGUAGAUUGGCCCAGUCUUAUUUGAAACAGCCUAUGAUUGUUUAUGUUGGUACUCUGGAUCUAGUUACUGUAAAUACUGUGAAGCAAAACAUAAUUGUUACCACUGAAGAGGAAAAACGAUCUCUGAUGCAAGAAUUCCUACAGAGUCUGUCACCCAAAGACAAAGUCAUCAUGUUUGUCAGCAGAAAACUUGUGGCUGAUGACUUGUCAAGUGAUUUAAGUAUUCGAGGAAUACCUGUCCAGUCCCUGCAUGGUGACAGGGAACAGAGUGAUCGAGACCAAGCAUUAGAGGACUUCAGAAGUGGGCGAGUGAAAAUACUGAUCGCUACCGAUUUAGCAGCCAGAGGUCUUGAUGUCAGUGAUGUCACACACGUAUAUAAUUACAAUUUUCCACGCAAUAUUGAAGAAUAUGUACACCGAGUUGGACGCACUGGAAGAGCAGGGAAAACAGGUGAAUCAAUCACCCUUGUGACCCAACAUGAUUGGAAAAUUGCCGAUGAGUUGAUUAAAAUUCUCCAAAGAGCCAACCAGAUUGUGCCACCCAAACUCCGAUCAAUGGCUGAUCGGUUUAAGAAGCGUAAGCAAAACUAGGAGAUAGGAAAAAGAUCAAAGAAAUCUCAGGAAAAAUGCACUGAGUUUUAUUAACAUCCACACCUUGAAAAAUUUCACCUACUAGAAUAUCUAAGAAUUGGAUUUAUUAACAUCUGCACCUUGAAAAAUUGUACCUACAAGAAUAUCCAAGACUGAGUUUAAUUGAUGUUUCCACCUUGACAAGUUGAACCUAAGAGAAGAUCCAAGAUUGAAUUUUACUGAUGUCUCCCACCUUGAAAAGGUGUACCUACAAGAAGAUCUAAGAUCAAGUUUUAUCAUGUCUACAACUUG
This is a messenger RNA of Bubalus bubalis (water buffalo), 2569 nucleotides long. RefSeq names its product probable ATP-dependent RNA helicase DDX53. The record is from RefSeq and is a predicted model, not a curated record. The coding region runs from base 167 to 2278 and encodes 703 amino acids. The transcript has 2 exons. Gene Ontology annotation, molecular function: RNA binding; RNA helicase activity; ATP binding. NCBI's taxonomy places the organism in Eukaryota, Metazoa, Chordata, Mammalia, Artiodactyla, Bovidae.